UGCAGUGCACUUCAGCGGUCGCGUCUGCAGCGGAAUACCAUCUCUAGAGACAGGAGGUCAUCAUGUCUGCUGACUCUGCUAGCGAUCUAAAGGAGAAGGGUAACACAGCCUUUGCUGCCAAGCGCUACGAGGAGGCCGAAGGCUUGUACUCCCAGGCUAUCGCCAUGCUCGGGGAAGAAGCACCCCACACGCUAUUCGGCAACCGGGCAGCGGCGAGGCUGGGCCUGGGGCUGCCGCAGCAAGCGCUGGAAGAUGCUGAGACGGCCAUCAAGAAGGACGGGACGUGGCUCAAGGGGUACCACAGAAAGGCUUGCGCUCAUCAGGCCAUGGGAGAGAGAGGAGUCGCGCUCGAGACGUACCGGCACGCCCUCGACAUCGAACCCAAGAACAAGUGGCUGCAGGAGCAGGUCCGGCGAGCGAGGGCCGAAGUCGUCAGCGCCAGCAAAGUCGAGCCCAUCGAAUCCGUCGACGCGUGGAUUCUUGUGUUCGAGUCGAUGUCGGACUCAAGGGAGCGACUAUCGACGCUGGCACACCUGUGGAACCAGUGCGAAAUGCCGGAUAGGCACGAGAUCUUCGGGCAGUUUCUGUCACUGAUCGCGGGCGCGGGCACUCAGCACACGGGGGUCAAGCCCGAGGAUUUCACGGAGGACAUGAUGGUGUCGCUGCCGAUGGACAACUACGAGGACCUGAAGCCGGUAGACACGUGGAUGGCGUUUUUCAGGGGGCUGGCCCGCGAGGAGAAGGUGCAAGGCUUCAAGCGCAUGUGGGAGUCCACGGAGGACAAGGAGAAGAACGUGAUCGUCAACGACCUGCGGCAUUUUUUCCUCGAGCCGUUGAUAAACGGAGGUUUGUCUCAAGCGGAGGAGGAUGAUGAUGACGACUCGGCCGAAGAGGGAGAGGGGGUGGCGGCGGUGGCGGCGGCGGCCGCCGAGUUGGAGGAAGGGGCGAAGGUGACUAGCGACGUGGGAUUGGCCGUACCAGCUCCAGGGACGGGUGGGGCGGUAGGCAGCAGCGAGCGGCAAGACUGAACCUCCGCGUGCGACUGAAGGGGAUACGCCGGUGCGGUAAAGAACAGCUCAACAUCACUGCUGUUUGGCCGUACUGUAGAGACCGGCGUUUGUUACCGGCACUUCGGAGAGACAAGGGCCCGUUGUGUUGUAGCUGGAGCGUUGCUGGUGAGGCGAGAUAUACUGGCGGCAUAGGAGUGUACUGCGAGUGUUUUCUGCUUUUAUUCAGCCUAAACUGUGGCGGGCGCCCGCAAAUUGUGUCGGGGCAAUGUACUGUUUCUACCUCUGCGGGCAGUUGGGAAAGGGCAAGUCCCUAUGUAGGUUUGUCAGAAAGCUCUGUUUUCAGUUGAGUUUGGGAGCCGUUCAUCAGCAUGCGAAGUCCAGCAAGUGCUUCGACGGUUGUCUCGGAGUGAUUCUUUGAUUGGACAAGGUUAGGUCUGGUGCUGGGCAACGUAUGCAUACUGCUGCCUUCAUUUUGUACUUCGAAGUAGUUUUUUUGUGUGAGCGCGGCUCCUGAGUGAGGAACAAACACACACGUGUUGUACGAGUCCAGCUGGAGCAGGUCGCACUUUGUGUGAAGCUGGCGGAGUAUGCGUUUUAGUCACUGGCAGGCCAAAGCCUGUGCAUGCCCUAGGUUUGACGUUUAUACAUUUCAGUGUUGUGUCGCGUUGUUUGCAUUUAUUUUGUGGAAGUUGUAGGUCUGUUUCAGUUGGACAUGCCCCCCUCCACUUCUUCCAGGGGGGGGGGUUCGUGGUUGC
Ectocarpus siliculosus is the source of this 1765-nucleotide messenger RNA. NCBI's taxonomy places the organism in Eukaryota, Phaeophyceae, Ectocarpales, Ectocarpaceae. The record is from the annotation of a GenBank genome assembly.